Messenger RNA from Lycium barbarum (goji berry), 2034 nucleotides. Its product is annotated as U-box domain-containing protein 30-like. Lineage: Eukaryota; Viridiplantae; Streptophyta; Magnoliopsida; Solanales; Solanaceae. The record is from RefSeq and is a predicted model, not a curated record. Gene Ontology annotation, biological process: protein ubiquitination. Gene Ontology annotation, molecular function: ubiquitin protein ligase activity. The transcript is spliced from 2 exons. The coding region runs from base 142 to 1470 and encodes 442 amino acids.
UAAAUAAACUAUUUUUGUAGGGUUUCCAUGUAUAACUUGCCCCAUAUUCAUCAGGGUGGAUGGACGGGGUAGGGGGGCUCACACUCAAAAGAGGUAGCUGUUCUUCCCUUUUGUUGUCUCUCACUUCUUGGGUCAGCAAAAAUGCCUAUGUAUUUGCCGUCUUUUGAUGUUGGGGGUGGUGGGCAAGUAUUGGAUCUGGAAACUGCUGUUAAAGAUGGGAUUUUGGGUGGUGGUGGUGGGGUGGUUGUUCAUGGUGGUGUUACAGAAAAAAAGUUGAGUUUGAAAAAAAUGAUGGAGGAACUUGAUUCAAUUGAAGUUCCUUCAGUUUUCAUAUGUCCAAUUUCUUUGGAACCCAUGCAAGAUCCAGUUACUCUGUGUACUGGACAAACAUAUGAAAGGUCUAAUAUUCUCAAAUGGUUCUCUUUAGGGCACUUUACUUGUCCCACCACAAUGCAAGAAUUGUGGGAUGAUUCAAUCACACCUAAUAGUACUCUUCACCACCUGAUUUACAGUUGGUUUUCUCAAAAGUAUUUGGCUAUGAAAAAGAGGUCUGAGGAUGUACAAGGAAGGGUUUUGGAGAUUUUAGAGACCUUGAAAAAGGUUAAAGGUGAGGCUAGAGUUCAAGGUUUGAAGGAGCUUAGGCAAGUUACUGCUCAUGAUUCAGCCAAGAAAACAGUGAUGGAAAACAAUGGUGUUAGUUUAAUUACUUCACUAUUAGGUCCUUUCACUAAGCAUGUAGUUGCUUGUGAGGCAAUUGGGAUUUUAGUACACUUGGAUCUGAACUCAGAUGCUAAGACUAAUUUGUUGCAACCCAAUAAGAUUUCCCUCAUGGUGGAUACGUUGAAUGAGGGAUCCAUCGACACCAAGAUAAAUUGUACGAAAUUGCUCGAAAUGUUGAUGGAAGGGAAGGAUUCAGAGUGGGAAGUUUUGUCAAGUUUGAGUCUUUUGGUAGGAUUACUUAGACUAAUCAGAGAUAAGAGACACCCAAACGGGGUGGUGUCCGGUCUGAGAUUGCUUAAGUUGAUUUCAUCGCAAGAAUCACUGAGGAACUCGAUUGUUGGUAUUGGGGCAAUCCCCCAAUUGGUGGAAGUAUUGCCCAGCUUGAAUGGUGAAUGCUUAGAAUUAGCCUUGGUUAUCCUUGAAGCUUUGUCUACCCUUCCAGAGGGUGCAUUGGCAUUCAUGGACUGUCGUAGCACCAUUCCAAAUAUGGUCAAAUUGCUCAUGAAGGUAUCAGAGAGCUGCACUCAAUUUGCGUUGUCGAUUCUAUCGGCAGUGUGCAAACUCGCCCCAGAAAAAUGCUCAUCGGUUGCUGUUGAGGCAGGUUUAGCAGCCAAAUUGUUGCUUGUUAUUCAAAGUGGAUGCAACCCCGUGUUGAAGCAACAGUCCGCUGAGCUCUUGAAACUAUGCAGUCUAAAUUACUCAGAGACCAUCUUUAUUUCCAAGUGUAGGCUUACCAAGACAAUGCAAUGAAGGUAACAUGGUGUUGUUCAUACGGUUCAGCUAAUACCCGCAAGGGCAAGGUGCUCAACUGCUCGCGUAAUUGGGCAAGGAGGUACCUACUUGUUGUACAUAUUAAAGAGCUUUAGCUCUCAUGAAAAAGGCUUCAUAAUGUGGAUUAUAGAUAAAAUGCUUAUAUCAGACUAUGGUUUGGUGCCUUCCGUUUGAUCUUUCUGCUCUGAGGUUUUCCAAUAAAGUAUGGCACACCGUAGUUUCAAAUUUGAUUACCUUGUUGCUACAAAUCAUAUUAGCUGUGUAAAAUGGUGGGGGUGGCAAAAUGGGGAAGAAUGUGCAGCAAAGCUAGUGUUUGAAAUUGUAAUUGUACACAUUUCUUUCGGGAUUUUCCGAGUUUAUCCCAAUUCCCAAAUUUUCCCCAAUUAUUUUUAGGAAGUCCUUGUUGACUUUCACUUCUCUGCUCGAUCGGAAUGUUUCACUCGGGAGUUCUUUUUUUCAUUGCGGAGAUCGUCAUUUGUAAAAAAAGCAACAUUUCCAAUAUGUAAUCAACAUUCACAAUGGAUUCAAAUUUUUCCUUGUCAA